Zootoca vivipara (common lizard) is the source of this 6229-nucleotide messenger RNA. RefSeq names its product centrosomal protein 85L (gene CEP85L). Gene Ontology annotation, cellular component: centrosome. Lineage: Eukaryota; Metazoa; Chordata; Lepidosauria; Squamata; Lacertidae. The record is from RefSeq and is a predicted model, not a curated record.
GAGAGUAGCGGCAGCAUCUGCUGAGUUCCCGCCUCUGUCCCCGCCCGGCACCGAGCAGCAGCAGCAAGAGGAGGAGGAGGAGGAGGCGGAGGAAGAAAAGAGACGGGAAGCUGCAGUGUGUGGGCAGCAGCAGCAGCAGCGAAGGAAGGAGGCGAGUUUUGUCCUUUCCGCUGCUUGUUCUGCGAAGGAACUGGCCGGCAGCAACCAUGGCCUCGGCUCCUCGCAGGCCAGAGUUGGGCUGCCAAGCGCGAAGGGCAGGAGCAGCAGCAGCAGAGGAGGGCCGGCAAUGAGCGACCACUAGCAGCUGCCCUUUCCAGUCUCUGCCGUCCAGGCCGCGCGCGGGCGCGGGUCUCCGUGCGGACCCCCGGAGCUUCUCCUCCUCGACGGCCCUCUCUCCGCCCGCGGAGGCCCCGCCAUGUGGGGGAGGCUCCUCUCCGAGUUCGGCCAAAACGGCGACUACAGAGCAGGCACAGAGUAUUCUCCGUCGGGAUGGUUACCUGGUCCUGAUCCACUGUGGCAAGCCACAACUGGUUCAUCGAGCGGUCGGAGUACCCACCUGAGAAGACACAGCAUAGCUUCUGACAGUGGGGACACUGGUAUCGGAACCUCCUGUUCUGAUAGUGUGGAAGAUCAUUCCACCUCAAGUGGUACUUCAUCAUUUAAGCCCAGCCGUUCACUGGUCUCGAUUCCCACUGCCCAUGUGAUGCCGUCUAAUACCAGCUCUUCGCUAUCCCAGCAUAGGGAACCUGUGAAGUCUGACUGUUCAAAAUGGAGUACAAGCCUUUUGAGGUCCGCCGCAAGCAGGCAUCAGGGCAUCCUGGACAGUUCUCUUGACAUGAAGGACUUGAGGCCUGUAAGGAAAUGGUCGUCCUUGUCUAGACUCAGCGCACCCAUUACAUGUACCCAGGAUGGGGGUGUUUAUUCAGCAGAGUGCAGGACAAGCCUGGAUAAAUUGGGAAGAGACAACACUGUGUCACCACAAUUAAGAAUAAAUGGGACGAGCUGUUUGCACAACAGCAUGGAAUUACUCAAGAUGGAGGACAGAGAAACUGGGAAAAAAAGAAAUUCUACCUUGGACUGCAAAUACAAAUUUGAAAGUUGCAGCAAGGAAGACUUGGGUGCUCUUGAUCCCUCAAACAGGAGACAUGCCUUAGAUAUGACCUAUAGUGCCUUACCUGAAAGCAAGCCUGUCACAUCCAACUGUGAGGUGUUUCAUCAAGGAUAUAUAACUUUGGGACCGCAGGCUGUGAGCGGGGUUCCCAUUCAACCCUCAGAGAGGACUCAGAGAUGGCUUACAGAACAAUUUCAUACAAACCCUCCAGAGUCCAGGCCUUCUGAAGAGCCAUACAGCUUAUCUCCUUGGCAGUUACAGCAGCUUGAAGAACUUAGAACAGGAAGUGAGCAUCCUGUGCAGGUUCUGAGUGGAUCAUCUCAUCAGAGUUACCCAGCUGCAAGCUUUCAGGAUUUCAACAAUUGGGAAUCCCUGAUGAAAAUCAAAGAAGGAUUGCUAAGGCAAAAAGAGAUUGUGAUUGAUCGGCAAAACCAGCAAAUUAACCUUUUAUAUCAGAAAAUAAGGGAGAAUGAACUCCGAGCUCAGCAAGCAAGGCUUGGGCAUAUUGUGAACUGUGAAGACCCUUACAUGAAUAGUUUCCAGCAGCCUCAGUAUGAGAGCACAGCAAUACAGGCUCAAUUUGCAGAGAGAUCUGUGGCCCACUGUGAAAGGGACGAGCUGGAACGAAAGCUUGCAGCAGUGCAGAGCAAGGAGCUACAACUCAGUGAGUUUCUCAAACAAAUGGCAAACAAAUCCAAUGAAGAUAAAAAGAAGAUGGAAGAAAAGCUCAAAACUAGAGACAGGUACAUAAGCAGCCUGAAAAAGAAAUGCCAAAAAGAAUCGGAGCAAAACAAAGAGAAACAGAGAAGAAUUGAAACUCUUGAAAAGUACCUGGCUGACCUGCCAACACUGGAUGAUGUUGAAAGUCAAAGUAAACAGCUUCAAGUUCUUGAAGAAAAGAACAAGCAGCUGAAAGCUACUUUGGCUGAGCUCGAAAAGGAUCUAGAAGAGUCCAAAACACAGCGUAAAGAACAAGAAUUGCAGCUAGUUUGUCAGAAGAAGAAAGAAAAAGAAUUGGUAACAGCAGUGCAGAGCCUGCAACAGAAGGUAGAAAAAUGCCUGGAAGAUGGUGUCCGCCUUCCUAUGUUGGACACAAAACAGCUUCAGAGUGAAAACGAAAGCCUCAAAGAGAAAAAUGAGAAAGCAAGCAAGGUCAUAGACAAUCAACAGAAUCAGAUUGCUGAGAUGACUUUAGAGAUUCAGUCUCUGCAAGAUAAGCUUUUGCAAGGAAAAGUGACAAUUCAAAAACAGAAAAGUGAACUUGAAGAAAAGGAUAAGAGUGUACAGCAGUUACAAAAGACACUACUUGAAAACCAAAGAUUUAUGGAAGAAAAUGCAUCUUUGAGGGAACAGAUUCAUCAGAUGGACCUGUCCAGACAGCCGGUGGCUGAAAAACUACCUGUGGCCGAUCAAUUGUUCAAGGAAAUGUCUCACUGUUUAUUUGACUUGAAAGCACUUUGCAGUAUUCUUACCCACAGAGCUCAGGGCAAGGAGCCUAACCUGUCCUUACUGCUGGGAAUCAGAUCAAUGAGCUGCUCAUCUGAAGAUGAGAAUUACCACAGCACAGAAACUCUCUCAAAGAAACUCUUAGAGGUGUGUCAAUUACGAAAAGAUAUUGAUGAAUUGAGGACUAUAAUAUCAGACUGCUAUGCUCAAGACAUGGGAGAAAAUUGCAUUACACAGUGAUAAAAGGUUUGGCUCACGGCAACAGUGACUUAAGUUAUUAAAUGCUGCUCUGGUUUUAGUUCCUUGUGUUUAUGUUAAGGAGCCAUACUGGAAGACACGCUCCGUGUGCCAGAUCAAAGGGUUUCAAGCGUUUGCAUGUAAGUUCAUGCAGGUGAAGCAGUCGUCACUUGAAGAGAACAGGACGUGCUGCACGAGAGAUCUGAUUUCUUCAAACUACUGAAUGUAGGUCAAAGCUGUGAAGAAUGCGUUUCUUUUGGAAAUGUUGGGUUUUGUUUCCUCUGACAUGGUCUGUAAAAGCAUCCAUAUUUUCUUCUGGAGUCAAAAGAUUUAAGUGUCAGAAGGCGGCACUGCAGUUACUGCUGUAUCAUUUCCCCCCUUCAGCAAAGCUUUAGGGUACAAGAUCAGUAUUAAUAAUUUUACUAGGGGGGAAAGUUUUAAGUGCCCGGCCGUGUGUAGGCAUUUAAACUGGAUGGUGACAUGAAGGUUCCUUAGAAGGACUGUUUGAGGGCAGGCAGACACAAAGGUAGCCUGUCUACCUUGCAAUGUUUGCCAUCUCAGUUUGGUAAAGGUCAUUUUACUUUGCAAUUGAUGUCCAUUGAUCAUCAAUGUUCCUCUUAGACAAAGCAGCACAUAAGCUCCUAUAUUUUCAAUAAAGCAUAAGAAGUUCAGGCCUGAGAAUUUCUGUCAUCCUGUGAGCCUCUUCUGCACUAUAUGAGUGUGGAAACUUUGUGGUCAGUUAAGUUCAUUUGUGACCUGGGUGUGUUAUACAUGGGUGACUAACCUUCCCCUGCCCCAUUCUUGGGACCUGACCUGGACAUAUACACCACAAGAAUUUUGACCCCUCAGGACCCCAUUGAUUUUGGCAGCCGUGGAUAAAGCCGAAAUUAAAAUAGUCACCUCGCUGGAGUGGACUCCAACCAGCACCCUGAUGGGAAUGCAAAUUAGCCCCCCCUUGAUAGCAAAUAGAUCAUCUUCAUGGUUCAAGAGAGGCGGGAAGGCGGCAUGUGUGCCUGUACAUCUGGGCUUCAUGUGUGUGUGUGCCCAAGAGUGUGGUGUGGUCACCCCCAGAGGGUUGGCCAAGGGUUAACACAGUCAUUCAACCCAAAAGGUUAGCAACCCUGGCAUAAAGGCUAAAAAGGGUUUUUUAAACACACACAGAAAGAGCAGGAGAGCAUUGCAUCCUUGUAAUCAAUACCUAAUUAUACCUAAUUACUUUUAACUUAUCCAGGAGCUCACUCCAGCGCCCAGGAAGCUUAAAAGCCAAGAGAAACAUGUUUAAUCCACGUGUUCUGAAAGUCAUUCUUCCUGGUGGAUAGUUAAAAUAGGAGUGCUCUAGAAUUAGGAAGCAAAUGUACCCAAAAUCACUUGGUAAUCCAGACUGCUCUAUUUUGCUGUGUUAAAUUAUACACAUCCUUUCUGCCAAGUCAAGCCUGCUGUCACUUUAUUUUGACAAUCAAUUAUAUAAUGCAACAAAGUGCUUCCUUUUGAAAGAGAAAGGAAAAGAGAGGAUAAGGUACGUUUUGCUUAUUUAUGACAAUUGGCCCAGAUGUGCAGAAAGCUAUAGACUGGUCUUGCCAACUAUCAUAGCUAAAAGUGAGCAAGAGCUUCUUUUGAAAAGGUUGCCAUUUUCAGUUUUAUAUGUUACUAUGCCUCCAUUUUACAUUGUUGGUUUAUGUUGAAAUACCAUUUGCAUAUGAUAGUACUAAGAAAAACCUAUUCUGGUCAUUUUUCCCCACAGUUAUGUUUAUUUAAAUGGGUGUUUCUUGAUCAACACUGUCCUAACUUCUGUCUGUGGAAAUUUAUUUUAGUAUUUAUCUUAACUACUGUUCAGUGUUUUCAAAUGGAGAUUUGUAAGUAUUAUCUUGAAACAACUUUGUAAGCAUGAAAGUACUUAGUCCUCCAUCCUUACAACAUAAAACAAAUUGCUUGAAUUUAAAAUACUAACAACAGCAAACCCCACUACAGUUAUUAGAAAGUAGGUCUAAUUAGGUGGUACUCAAGAAUUGCUUUGUUUGUUUCUAUGCAGAUGAGGGCAUGAAUGGUGAAAAAUAAUUCUAAUCAAUUUACUUUCACGCCAGGAAGCAACUGAAAGUGUGAUAGACACUGACGCAACAUGCUAUGCUGUAGAGAGAUGACUUAAAGUUGAUGGUUAAAGUAUUUUUUCUCUGUUGCAUCUUCUGUUUUAUAAACAGAACUUUACCAUGAAUUUGACACUGCAGCAUCACCAUAGACCAAGAAAAAAUCUUUAAGCGACUUAAAAUAGAACUAAUGUGCAGGAAUCAACUAAUCAAGUCUGUCAGCAAAAACCCUGUGCAAGGACUUCUUCUGCCUGUGCAUUCCUCCCCCUGUGCGCCUCCCAAAACAGGCUCUAGGGGUUGGGUGAAACCCAGAGUGUGGUGGUAGGAGAGGCAAAUUAUUCUAACGGAAACGCUUGCCCUGACAGAACGAUCACCAUACCACAACAUUGAAUUCCUCCCAUUGUCCGUAAACAGUAUAGUUUUGGGACAAAGAAAUUGAAGAAGUCAUUUAAUUUUUACAUUGGUUGUAAAUUAGGCAAUAUAAACUUCAUAUCAAUUAAGUCCUUACCUUCAUCUACUCAUUACCUUCAUUACUUGUGGAAGAUAACCCAGUUGAAAAUAGAGACAGACAGUGAAGCUUUGCAAAGCACUUAGGAACAAGUCUCUGCCAAAUGUUUGACCACAAAAAUUUAGGCAUUUCAGGGACAGAAUGCUCACAGCUGUCCUGACUUCAUAUUAUUCUACCUUUUGUGUACUAUUUACACUUUAUUAUUUCCUUGGACUGCAGCCUUGGUGUCCUUUAAAAAUAUAUAUAUAUAUGGCAUGGGCCUCUUUCUGAGAUAAUCACAAACAGUCGGUUCACAUAGGCAGUAUGAUAAUAUCAAGUAAUCACACAGCCAGUUAGAUGUGGCCACAUUAUGCCAUCAUGAAGCCAAAUCAGAGUGAAACGCAUGAUUCCUGCCCUCACUUGAAUAGGCAAACAUUUCCACCUUGUUAUGCAGCACCCAUUGAAAAGCACCAAAAUAGGGGAGGGAGUUUUUCUGUGCAACAUUCUCUCUGACACUCAGUAUUUUCUUAGCCCAGCUAGACUUAUUUGACCUCCUUGUUUGUUACCUAUAAACUUAUUUAUUUCAGUUAACGACUUUCCUUCCCAAUUCAUUUAAAUGAAGCAUUGAAAUAGCAGUGUGUUUUUUAAAAGCUUGUUUGCAUAAGCAAUUUUUUUAGAGCCUUUGGCUUUUUUUUAAAAAAAAAGACUGAUAUUCUUAUUUGGAAAUAGAAAGCUGAACAGCAAGAAUAUUAUCUAAAUAUGCUGAAGUGGAGUUACUACUUUACAAAAAAAACUCAUAAAGGGGAAUAAUUAAGAGUAUUGGAAUAAAUUACUGCAUCUUAAUUUGUACGUAGGUAUACAUGUAAC